GUUAACUGACUGGUGGGCCUGUGACAAGCCUGUGCGGGAUGUCGGCCCAAUUAAACACCGAAAACCCUGUACAAUGGCCAUUCGCUCCACAGUCCACAGUCAGUCACACAGACCACUCGCUCUCUCCCCCAAAUCCCCAAACCCUCGCCGCCGACCAUGGCCGGGCAGCCGCCGUUCACCAACGUAGACCCCGCUACGGAGGCCGAUCUGCGGCGUAGGGGCCUUGACCCGCACGAGGUGGACCGAUCCACGGAGCAGCUGCUCACCCACAUCUGCACCGAGCUCGUCCCCGCCCUGCCGCUCUCCGACCCCCGGCGGCACACGCCCCUCCAAAGAAUCCUCUCCCGCCUCGUCGUCACGGACACGGCGCGCAGCCCCGCCAUCCCCGCCCCCGACGGCGUCGACCGCAUCAGCCUCCUCCGCGACGAGCUCCUGCGGGAAAUCGUCUGCCGCCUCCCCGUCAAGGACGGCGCGCGCACCUCCGUCCUCGCCUCGCGCUGGCGCCGGGUCUGGCUCUCCACGCCCCAAGUCCUCGCCGACGCCCACCUCCGCCCCAAAGGCUGCAGCUUGACACCCACACCCGCCGACUCGCCGGCCAUCAUCGCCGCCGUCUCCAGCAUCCUCGAAGCGCACACGGGCGCUAUCCCCACCGUCCACCUCACCUGCAGCCCCGCGAACGCGUACCAGGUCCAGCUCGCGCGCUGCCUCCAGCUACUCGCCACCAAGGGCGUCCAGGAGCUCGUCCUCGUCAACCGCCCGUGGCCGCUCGACGUGCCGCUCCCGCCCGCGCUCUUCGGCAUCACCAGCCUCGUUCGCAUCUACAUCGGCCUCUGGAGGUUCCCGGACGUGGCCAGGUUACCGCCCCGCACCUCCUUCCCCCAUCUCCGUGAGCUCGGCAUCUGCAGCGUCGUCAUGGAGGACGGGGACAUCGACUUUGUGGUCGCCAUGAGCCCCAUCCUGGAGACCCUCAACAUCCACGGAUGCAACAAGGGGCUGCGCCUUCGCCUCGUCAGCCAGAGCCUCCGAUGCGUCCAGAUUUGCAGCUCUGUUCUGGAGGACAUUGCCGUUGUGAAGGCCCCUCGCCUCGAGCGGCUCAUCCUGGAGGGCUUUCGGAGCAACGCCGGUGGCUUGUGCACCAGAGUCAGGAUUGGCGAUGCUCCCAAGCUGCACGCAUUAGGAAUCUUGGAGCCAGGGAACACAAUGCUAGAGAUCCAAGACACCAUCGUUAUGGCCGGGGUAAAGGCGAGCCCAAGCACCAUGGCCACCAGUGUCAAGGUCCUGAGUCUGAAUGUGCGUUUUGGAAACCACACCCAUGCCGAGAUGGUUCCCUCCUUCCUCGGCUGCUUUCCCAAUUUGGAGGCACUGCACAUUAUGUCUGAAAAAUGUGAUUAUCAAGCUGGCAAUGCCAGGAGGAACCUCAACUUAUGGAAGCUGGCCAAGCCCACUGAAAGUGUCAAGUCGUGUAUCAAGGUGUUCUCCUACAGAGAAUUCCGAGGGGAGCUCGGGGAGGUUGCCUUCCUCAACUUCUUCUUCCUGAACGCGAGGGCGCUGAGGACUGCGUCCAUCUCCAUGGCUAACCCAAGCUUCACGUCAUUCUCGAUGGAUGAGGCGACUCGUAAAGCGCAGGAAGCUUCUAACAAGAUGACCAGCAUGUCCUGCGAAAUGGUGCUUCUCGGGAGCACAGGUCCUGAAGGAGGUAGCCCCUGGAGCUUCAAGAGAGGGACGGAUUACUCCUUUGAGGACCCUUUCUCAGCAGUGCAGAUUCGCAACAUAGCUUAAUAUCUGUAUCUGCUUCUUUUGGUACCUGACUUUGGUGGUACUUACAUUGCAUACUUUUUGUGUUAAAUUCGUCGUCCGAUGUUUGAUGAGAAUCAGAAAUAGUAUGGACUGA
Messenger RNA from Hordeum vulgare subsp. vulgare (domesticated barley), 1891 nucleotides. RefSeq names its product putative FBD-associated F-box protein At5g56700. The transcript is spliced from 3 exons. Gene Ontology annotation, molecular function: protein binding. Lineage: Eukaryota; Viridiplantae; Streptophyta; Magnoliopsida; Poales; Poaceae. The record is from RefSeq and is a predicted model, not a curated record. The coding region runs from base 157 to 1779 and encodes 540 amino acids.